Lasiosphaeria miniovina is the source of this 843-nucleotide messenger RNA. RefSeq lists its product as uncharacterized. Gene Ontology annotation, molecular function: nucleic acid binding. The transcript has a single exon. NCBI's taxonomy places the organism in Eukaryota, Fungi, Ascomycota, Sordariomycetes, Sordariales, Lasiosphaeriaceae. The coding region runs from base 1 to 843 and encodes 280 amino acids. The record is from RefSeq and is a predicted model, not a curated record.
AUGGACAAGGCCGCCAAUAGCAACGGCAACGGUCGUGGCGCGGGCGAUGCGCGCGUGGGUGAUGGUCGUGGUGCCGGCAUUGGUGCCGGCAAUGCUCGUGGCGGCGGCCACGGUGGCGGUGGUUGCGGUGGACGAAACGAUGCCAGCGCCUACCGGCCGAUGAAACAGGCCACGGACGGCCGGCGCCCGCUCACGGCCAAGGAGGUAGCGCUGCGCGAGGAGCGCGGCGUCCCGAAAAACUACCGCGGCUCGGUCAAGGAGCGGAAGGCGCCCGUCCCUGCCGACGUCAACUGCGCCGUCUGGAUCUCCAACCUCCCGUUCGGCACCACGACCAAGGAUAUCUUCAACGCACUGCGGAAGGAUUACCCCGUGGGCCGCGUCGCCAACGUCAGCGUCAUGCCCGGCACCACCGAACGCCUCAACCCUGGCGUGCGCAUCGUCUUCUUCAAGCACGCGCCCGCUCUCGCGCUGCACACGCUCGGCAACGGCCCAGCAGGAUUCCACGUCAACGGCAGGCGCGUGAAGAAGGUGCUGUGGGAUCGCAUCGGCGCGCUGGAGCAACCCGAGGGCUGCCGCGGCAACUUCCACACGCGGGUGCUGUACAUGGACGGGCCGAGGGACGUCGCCAACAUGUCCAACAUUCGGGCGCUCAUCGAGGGCAACAUCGUCUACCAGACUGAUCAGGUCGGCGAGUACUAUGCGGGCGAUCGCGGAACGGUCGUGUGGGCUUUCGCCAAGUUCAGCGGCCAGGCGCAGGCCGCGGUCAUGAUUCUGCGCCAGAAGUACAAGGACAUGCCAGAGGUUACCGUUCUGUAUGGCGAGGACGACUGCGGCAUGAUCUAG